Molecule: messenger RNA, 3704 nt
Organism: Sinocyclocheilus rhinocerous
Lineage: Eukaryota; Metazoa; Chordata; Actinopteri; Cypriniformes; Cyprinidae
Product: poly [ADP-ribose] polymerase 6-like
Exons: 21
Coding region: 660-2354 (564 amino acids)
Molecular function (GO): NAD+ poly-ADP-ribosyltransferase activity
Source: RefSeq, a predicted model, not a curated record
CCAGCGUAAAUCCCACUGAUGCACUCUGGAUUGGCUGUCAGUUGCAACAGUGUUCUGGAGAGCUUCUCAAACUGUGCUCAGGAAAGCAGGAUAUGAGACAGUGCUGUGUCGCUCUCAGAGACGUGAGUCACGCAGCCGAGGACGAGCCGGAUAAUGGCUUAUCUCUCUCUCUCUCUCUUUCUCUCUCUCUCUCUCGCUCUGGAGGUCAUUGUGUACAGCGAGGCUCUUAAAGAGCUGUAGGUCACAUGACUCUCUCUGCUGGCUCUCACUGAGCAUGCUCAGUUCACUGUGUUGUCAGGCAAAAAAGAAGACAGCUCUGGAACAGACGAGAUCUGCAAUAGAUAAACACACAGACACACAGAGAGAGCCGGAGAGGGAGCGCUAGUAUGGAAGGGCGCUGCUAGUGCACAGUAAUUCUGCCGUAUUGGAUGGUUUGGGGCCGUGUUUCUGUAUGCAUUGUGCUGUUCAUCCGCUGUGUGUCGUGUCGGAGGAGAAGCAUCCGUCUGGCGGUCGCUCCAUCCUCGCUGAAGAAAGCACAGAGCUCAUCUUACUGAAGACGUCUCCUGUCGUCCCAGAGUGCCUGUUGUUUUGUGUUUUGAGCUGAAAUGGAUCAGAAAAGCUUCAUCCUGUUAGAGACGCGUCUGUGAACACCGGAGCCAAUGGAUAUUAAAGGCCAGGGCUGGACGGAUGAAGAAUCGGAUGGAGAGAACGAACCGGAGCAGUUCCUGUACGGGAUUCAGGGGAGCUGUGCAGCCGACCUGUACCGUCACCCUCAGCUGGACGCUGACAUCGAGGCUGUAAAAGACAUUUACACGGACAGCGCUGUGUCCGUCAGAGAGUACGGCACCAUCGAUGACGUGGACAUCGACCUGCAAAUCAACAUCGGCUUCUUGGAUGAGGAGGUGGCGACCGCAUGGAAGGUGAUCCGAACGGAGCCCAUCGUCUUACGCCUCCGUUUCUCUCUCUCACAGUAUCUGGAUGGACCAGAACCGUCUGUGGAGGUGUUUCAGCCGUCCAAUAAAGAAAGCUUCAGUUUGGGCCUUCAACUAAAGAAGAUCCUCAGUACGUUCACGUCGCAGCAGUGGAAGCACCUCAGUAAUGAGUUCCUCAAAGCCCAGCAGGAGAAGCGACACAGCUGGUUCAAAGCCGGAGGAACCAUCAAGAAAUUUCGUGCAGGACUGAGCAUCUUCUCCCCGAUUCCCAAGUCUCCCAGUUUCCCCCUGAUCCAGGACACAGUGUUGAAAGGCAAACUGAACGUGCCCGAGCUCAGAGUCACCCGGCUCAUGAACCGCUCCAUCUCCUGUACCAUGAAGAACCCCAAGGGGGAGCUGUUUAGCUAUCCUCCGAACAGCCAGACUGUGGCUGUCCCGGCGGGCAGGGCCCCUGCGCAGAUUACCACCCGCCAGCUGAUUGAGUUGUUUUUCUCAUCCCAGGCGGGCGGACACUGCAAGAACAUCCCCACGCUGGAGUACGGCUUCCUCGUGCAGGUACCGUCUCACCACAGCCUCAGCGACACGCACGACUUCAUCCUUUCCCAUGAUGCCCAGAGUACAUCCCAACAUCACAUCCGUGCAUGUCGAGUGCAGCGUCUUAGUGAGGCUAAAUACGGUGCUGCCGUAAAUCUCGUAAAAGGUCAUAAUCAUGAUGACGGCUCGUAUCUGGAGAUUAAGAAGCAGAUGGAUAAACUGGAUCCUCUGGCUCAUCCGUUACUGCAGUGGAUCAUAUCCAGUAACAGGUCUCAUAUUGUGAAGCUGCCACUCAGUAGGCAGCUGAAGUUCAUGCACACAUCUCAUCAGUUUCUGCUGUUGAGCAGCCCGCCUGCAAAAGAAGCUCGAUUUCGCACCGCAAAGAAACUCUAUGGCAGCACCUUUGCCUUCCAUGGCUCCCAUAUUGAAAACUGGCACUCGGUUCUGAGGAAUGGACUGGUCAAUGCCUCUUAUACUAAACUGCAGCUGCAUGGAGCAGCGUACGGGAAGGGCAUCUAUCUGAGCCCCAUAUCCAGUAUUUCCUUUGGAUACUCAGGAAUGGGGAAGGGCCAGCAUCGCAUGCCCACUAAAGAUGAGUUAGUCCAGCGAUAUAAUCGAAUGAACACAAUGCCACAGAGUCGCCCCAUACAGUCACGCUUCCUCCAGAGCAGGAACUUAAACUGCAUCGCUCUCUGUGAAGUGAUCACAUCCAAAGACCUGCAGAAACAUGGCAACAUCUGGGUGUGUCCGGUGUCUGACCACGUCUGCACACGCUUCUUCUUCGUGUAUGAGGACGGUCAGGUGGGAGACGCAAACAUCAACACACAGGAGCCCAAGAUCCAGAAGGAGAUCAUGCGUGUGAUCGGCACCCAGAUCUACUCCAGCUGAGGCCGUUUCUUUCCUCCGCUCUAUCCAUCUCUACUUUCUUCCGUCCUGUCUUUCGCAUGGGAUGCGGGAUGAGAUGAAGGGAAUCUUCACGAUAAGCCCCGCCCACAACCCUUUGACUUCCCACAGAGCCGCUGUCAGUCAAAAGCAGACAGGCGCCUGAUUGGACGAGACGGAACUCGCCGGAGCGUGAAGUCGCAUCUGUCGCUCGGAUCGUUUCUCACACUAAAUAUCUGUACACGUAAAAACAAGAAAGUCAUUUAAAAUGUUUUUUGCGUAGUAAAUGAUGAGUCUGUGCGUUUUAUUGUGUUCGUAUCUUCUUCGUCUUUCUCCUCCGCUGCUCUUUCUGACUGAUGACAUGUAUUAAUAUCCCAGAUGUAUUUAUCUCCUGAGUUUCCUGCUGAAAUUAAUUUCCCGUCUUUUGUUGCUCGGCUCCGCUUACACGAUUUAUCGUUUCUCAUGUUUAUGCUUUUUGGUGACGUCAUCUGAAAGCUUUAUAUCCACAAAGCUCUGCAGUAUAGGAUGACGUACACUAGCAGUCAAACAUUUGGACACAUUAUUUAUUCUAUUUUCACAUGUUGCAAUAAUAGUAAAGUGUGCAAACUCUGAAAUCACACAAAUGUAAGUCAAAACUCUUUUAAAGUUGCACUCGUCUCUUCUUCCCUGUCGUGACCAAAGCUUGAAAUCACUCCUCGGCCGAUUUGACGAUUGCAUUUUUAGGCACAGUGCUAAUUCGUAGUGCUUUACAUAAAAAGGCUUUAAAAUAAUCAUCAAAUAAUUACAAUAGAUGCAUAAUAAAUAAAAAGCAUGCAUAAGAAAAAAAAAGAUCAAAAAUUGAUCUAGUUGUAUUAAAACCAUUAAGAAUUCAAUUUAAAAAGUUGCACGCUGUUCGGAACAAGCCAAAACAAAAAUAUCAGUAAUAAACCAGAUUCUAAGAGCUUAGAUUGAAAUAUAUGUAUUAUUAAACCUGAUUCUGAAUCAUUCAGUUGAAAGAUUUAUGACAGUCAGUCAUUGUUUGUGGAUGUCAUUAAAAUAAAAUCAAGUAAAAUAAAAUUCUAAACCGCAUUUAUUUUGUUGCAAGUUUAAUUUUUUGUGAUAUUAGAAAAUGUAUUUGAAUUUUUAGAGACAUGCCACUUGUCAUCCAGUGUGUGACCAUGCAUCUUUAUGAUUUGUUUUAGUAAUAUUAUGAACAUAACUUACUAAUCAUAACCUGUCAAUAUGGCUAGUGAGUUAUGUGUUAACCGGCAUGGUUAAUUUUGACCUGUAUUUGACAGGUUGGCAGGUGUUGCAUGGAUAAAUCAUUUAUACGAUAUUCCAUAAAAAAAUUAUUGUCAAUUUUGAAGAAAAAAAAAG